This is a messenger RNA of Austrofundulus limnaeus, 3648 nucleotides long. It is a transcript of the gene lingo2, whose product is annotated as leucine rich repeat and Ig domain containing 2. The record is from RefSeq and is a predicted model, not a curated record. The coding region runs from base 960 to 2801 and encodes 613 amino acids. The transcript is spliced from 4 exons. Lineage: Eukaryota; Metazoa; Chordata; Actinopteri; Cyprinodontiformes; Rivulidae. Gene Ontology annotation, molecular function: protein binding.
GCAAAGGAGAGGAAGAGAGAAAGAGACACACAGCAGGAGAACAAGCAGCUCGCCUCAUUCCGCUGCUUUCUCAGCAUCCAUUCUGUGAGAUCCUAUUCCGGAGAGGAGCGCGCUACACAACACGCAAAUUGGAAAGGAAGAGAGGAUAAAAUCCAUUGAUGAGGGUGGAUAUGGUGGGAAAUACUGCAUAAUCAGGGCUCAGCGGCAGCCACUGUCACCUCUUACAGUUUGGUGGCGGUGUAUGAAAGUUUCCAUCUUCUGGGGGGACACCCUCCCCUUGAUGUGGGGAUGAACAGCAGAGGCUGAAUUUUACUCUGAAGGCAGGUGAAGAGCUGUGAGGACCAGCUGGAUUCACUUGCAAUGGAGCUGGUAGUGCGCACUUGAAGAGAUCAUACAAUUUUUUUCUCUCUUUUUUUUUCUCUCUUCUCCUCUUACUCAGUCUCUCAUGCACAUUUUCCAGUAGACUACAUGAAAUUAUUUCACUGAACCGAGGAGGAAUAUCUGGGGAGAUCAACCCAAAAAGACAUCAUCUUUUACCAGGAAAGUAAAAGGGAAUGGAUUAUGUACAAAAUCACUGAAGGACACCUUGUUCAAAGUAAGUAAGUUUUAAUCAGGAGCGGCUCUGAAUUGGGUUGUGUUUCUGAGAGACUUGGAGGAUUUUUGGCUUUUUUUCAUUAGUGUGAAGCAGCAUAGAGCUUUGUUCGUGACAGCAUUUCUUGUGGACUAUACGGAUUUGGAAGGCAUUUCAAGACCCUGGAGUAAGUGACCUGUGAAAUAAGUCACACGGGGGAAUUUUUAAAGAACGUUUUCUGAUUCUGCACCAGUGUAGGAACAUCCAACUCUUAGAAGUCCAUUAGAUAAAAAAAACCUGAGCAUAGGGAAAAGAGGAAAAGAAGAAAAGAGCAAAGAAUAGAACAUGGCUGAGGGGAUGAUCGCUUCAGAUUGUGAACCGUGACAGAAUGGUGGACUGUAUGAACAAAGUCAUGCUGCACACAGUCGUCUCGUGCUGGCAGCCAUUCCUGGGACUGGCACUUGUGGCUGUCUUUGUGGGUUCUACCUUGGGAUGUCCUUCACGCUGUGAGUGUUCAGCACAGACUAAGGCAGUUGUCUGUCACCGCAAGCGCAUGCCCAGCAUCCCAGAUGGCAUUCCAACUGAGACCAGGAUUCUGGACUUGAGUAAAAACAAGAUGACAAUGAUCAACCCUGAUGACUUUGCUGCCUUUCCUGGGCUUGAGGAACUUGACCUCAGUGGAAACCUUAUUAGCUAUGUUGARCCUGGAGCUUUUAACUUCCUGUUUAACAUGCACUCACUCAGUCUUAAGAGUAAUCGUAUAAAGCUUAUCCCUCAGGAUGUCUUCACAGCCCUAACAAAUCUUACCCAUCUAGAUAUAAGUGACAACAAGAUUGUCAUCCUUCUGGAUUAUAUGUUCCAAGACUUGCAUAAUCUAAAGUCUUUGGAAGUUGGUGACAACGAUUUGGUUUAUAUUUCUCACCGUGCAUUUAGUGGACUUGUAAGCUUGGAGACACUAACUUUGGAAAGAUGCAACCUUACAGUUGUACCCACAGAGGCCCUUUCCCACUUGCACAACCUGGUCAGACUCCACCUGCGUUACCUCAGCAUUAGCACUUUGCAUCCGUACUCAUUCAAAAAGCUUUUCCGGCUGCGGCAUUUAGAAAUUGAUAACUGGCCUUCACUGGAUCACGUGCCAGCUAAUACCCUACAUGGACUAAACCUUACAACACUGUUUAUCACCAACACCAACCUAUCCAUUUUCCCUUACCAAGCCCUUAAACAUCUGCCCUACCUGACACAUCUCAACCUAUCUUACAACCGCAUCAGGCACAUUGAAGGGGGCAUGCUCAUGGAGCUUGUUCGGCUGAAAGAGUUGCAUCUAGUUGGAGCUCAACUAACUUCUGUAGAGCCGUAUGCAUUCCAAGGUCUGCGGGGUCUCAAAGUCCUCAAUGUCUCUCACAACCGACUGGACACGUUGGAAAAGAGUGUGUUCCAGUCUCCCGAGGCUCUGGAAGUUCUUCUGAUUGACAACAACCCACUGGUAUGCGACUGUCGUCUCAUGUGGAUUCUACAGAAAAAACAMUCCAUCUUCUUCGGAGACUCGCAACCGGAAUGCAGCACACCUGAGGGAAUACGUGGACGACCUUUUAAGGAAUUUAAGGAGACCCUACUGUCUUAUUAUGUGACGUGCACCAAGCCAAAAAUCCGUGAGAAUAAGACACACACGUACACUGUGGAYGAAGGCCAGCCGGCAAUGCUGCGCUGCAGUGCUGAAGGGACUCCAAGGCCAAGYGUGUCAUGGUUGUCCCCACGCCGACGAGUGCUGACAAGCAGGAGCCAUGGAAGACUGAUGGUGCACAACAAUGGCACACUAGAGAUUAAGUCAGCGGAGAUGCAAGACAGUGGAGUGUACCUUUGCCUUGCCUCUAACACAGCUGGAAAUGACACUCUGAUGGCGUCAUUGGCAGUGAAAAGUCUUGGAUCGCUGUAUGCUAACAGGACCCAGCAGUACACAGAUCUCAGCAAUACCACUGCCAAUGGAACAGCCGGCGUGAGCCUAGGUUUGGAUCUUAAAACUAUUUUGGUGUCAACAGCUAUGGGCUGCUUCACCUUCCUGGGAGUGGUCUUGUUUUGCUUCCUGCUCCUUUUUGUUUGGAGCAGAGGGAAAGGAAAACAUAAAAACAACAUUGAUGUUGAGUAUGUACCUCGAUCAAAGUCCAWUGGCACCAAUGUUGAUUCAGCCGAGGGACAAGUUGGUCCUCGUCGUUUUAACAUGAAGAUGAUGUGAGUUUACAUAAAUAUAUACAUAAAGUGAAAAAGACACAUGMAAGAGAGCGUGAUCAAGACGGGGAUUGUGAAAAUGCACAAAGAAUAAUGUAUUUUUUUGAAAAGAAGAUAAAAGGAUUGGUCCUGAAAAUCCUUAAGGUCUCGUAACUAAAUUGGAAGUACUUUAAGUCACUGGAUUUUGGCAUAAUGCUUGGAUUCAGUGUUUUAACUGUGACAAACAGAUUAAACUGUUACAUGAAUGCCAGUUCACUAAUUCUCGGAUGAGGAACGACAUUUUUGUCAUCAUGGACACCUGAAGAAAAACACUGUCAUGUAAUAUCUCUUGAAAUUUGUAUGCCCAAAAAGAAGCCCUUGGUUUUGGGUUGACUAUAGACUCAGCUAAACAAUGUACAGUACAAAUUUGUAUCUAAGCUAUUAACCUACUUUGUUUAGUUCUGCGCCAUGCCUCUUCACUGAACAAGUCAAYGAAAUAGACCAUGGUUUCUUUAUUUCAGUACUAUGUUUACCAAAUGCUUCAUUAUGUACAUGUAAGUGCAUAUUCAUUCAAGAUAACUAUUCAUAGCAAUAUUCAUGGGAUGCAUUAGCCAAAAUUGUAACCCCAAAUGUUCUGCAAGAACGUUAUUCAAACUUGAAGUUUCCAUUGAUUUAGGAAGGGCUUUUAUAGUUGAUUUUCUGUCCCUGUUCCUAAUUGUCAACUAAAUGAUAUUAAUCAUAUAUUAUUUACUAAUACAGAUACAGGAAAAUAUUUAUAAAAAAAAACUAUUGAUUUUGCAAAAAUCGAUCCUUCAACACUGUUCAGGAUUUACCAUUACACUUGAAUCAUCAUGAAGACGGCCUAUUGGUUGAAG